Molecule: messenger RNA, 1179 nt
Organism: Drosophila pseudoobscura
Lineage: Eukaryota; Metazoa; Arthropoda; Insecta; Diptera; Drosophilidae
Exons: 4
Coding region: 77-1063 (328 amino acids)
Source: RefSeq, a predicted model, not a curated record
UCUCAGCUUAUCCAUGGAUCGAUCGGAUGGCAGGUGGAUCGAUCAGUCGUAAUCGGUUUAUCAGUAGGCAUUAAACAUGAACCUUUCCGAUACUCAACAGUCUGAUUCGCUUUGCAACGCCAUCCGUCCCCUGGGCUUCGAUCUGCAGGAGCUGCGUUUGGCCAUCGAGGUGUCGCCGCUUCGUCAUCUGUGCCCCUUCCUGUUUUCCACUGAGAACAUCUACGAGAUUAUGGACGGUUUCAAUUCAUUGAUGAACGGCGAAAGGAUCGCGUUUGGUGCCGGCCCUCUGGGCACCCUGAUGGUGGCCGGGAUAAUGGUGUAUAUGCUGAGCCACGCCGAGCUGCACAAGAGCCAUGUGAAGCGCACCCUGUUCCUGCAGCACUGCUUCAGCUACAUGGCCUGCACCGAAGAGACUCACGUGAACGAUCUGUGCGCCGUUAUCUUGAACAAGAUCAACAUCAGGGAUUCGGACCACAUGCUAAACCUGAUCCUUUGCUGCCACCAUGCCAGCCCCUUGUGUACCAUGGCCCAGUUGGUGUGCAACUGCCUUCUCUGGGCCGUGCUCGACUGGCUUACGGAUAUGGGCGCCGGCUCACACCGCCUGCGCCCCUACUCUGAGCUGAAGCUGGCCAUCAGCCUGGUGAAUCCCAGCGUCUGUGUGGAGUCCUAUCUGCACGGCCUCAAUCUGACUGUGCGCGUCGUCUCUGCACUGCUCGUAGUGGGUCCGUACGGCAGCACUGAGCAGAUAUGCAACGAUGUCGGUGUGGCGCCCACACUGUUUGUGCUGCCGGACGACGAUGCCUCCAUCGUUUUCCGCUGGCUGAGCGGCAUUGUCAACGAGCUACGCCACAGCAUGGGGCAGGGGGAUGGUCACAUGGAGGAGCGCAUUGUGGUGCUGGAGGCAGCCUGCGACCUCAUGCUCAUGAUGCACGAGCAUCUGCUAAUUAUUUAUCAGCGCAUGCGCGACCUCGACCCAGAGGCAGAAAUACUUCCACUGCCCGACCUGCCGCCAGAGCCAGUGGUGGUCGCCGACGUGGUGGCGAACGAGAACAAUUCUGUUUAAUCUUGUUUCACUCUUCAAUCAUUUGAAUAUUUUCAUAAUGGCUCACCUUUUUGUUUAAUAUCUAAUCGAAAUAUGUAUAACAUAAGCGGCCGCGGGCUUUUCACUUUUCAACCGAA